This is a messenger RNA of Nycticebus coucang (slow loris), 753 nucleotides long. Its product is annotated as non-secretory ribonuclease-like. Lineage: Eukaryota; Metazoa; Chordata; Mammalia; Primates; Lorisidae. Gene Ontology annotation, molecular function: nucleic acid binding; RNA nuclease activity. The coding region runs from base 48 to 521 and encodes 157 amino acids. The record is from RefSeq and is a predicted model, not a curated record. Gene Ontology annotation, biological process: innate immune response in mucosa; chemotaxis. The transcript has 2 exons.
CGGCUGGAUCGCCUCUCAUAGGAGCCACAGCACAGAGACUGGGAAACAUGGUUCCAAAGCUGCUCGAUUCCCGACUUUGUCUGCUUCUGCUGCUGGGGCUCAUGGCGAUGGUGGGCCCCUUCCAUGCCAAACCUGCUAAUUUUACCUGGGCUCAGUGGUUUCAAUUCCAGCACAUAAAUAGGAACCCCCACUGCAAUUAUGCAAUGCAGGCAAUUAACCGUUACUAUCCACGAUGCAAAAACAAGAAUACUUUUCUUCAUACAACCUUUGGUGCUGUAGCUGGUGUUUGUGGUACCCCAAAUGAACCCUGCGUUACAAACAGCAGUAGAACAAAUUGUCAUAAUAGUUCAGUCCCAGUGACUUUCACCUAUUGUGACCUCACAAGUCGACCGACUCCUGUCAGAAAUUGCAGAUAUGCACAGACAAGGACACGUGGUCUCUACGUAGUUGCUUGUGACAAUAGAAGUGCACAGGACUCUCCCCUGUAUCCAGUGGUUCCAGUUCACUUGGAUGCAGCCUAAUCUCCCACGUCGGCACUUCACGUCAUGGAUUAUCGGUCAAGCUCCCAGGCGCCAUCCCUGCACGCACCGGCCUCAGCAGCUGUCCUCCUCACCCGGCUGCAGACUCCUUCAAGCUGCCCUGAGCUGAUGGGCCUUUCUAACCUUGCAAUAAAAGUCCUUGCAGAAUCAUCUAGGAGUCUCUGUGUCUAUUUUUGCCACUCUUCUGUCAUUUAGUCACAACCUGUCCUGGAGA